GAAGCUUCAUGGGCCGGCCCAGUCGAGCUGCCCCUGUGCGUCUGGCCACCAAUUUGACGCAAAGAGCGUCCAAUAGGAGCUCCCUGUUUGGGGAUCGCAAGCGAGGCCUUUCUCGGGAGUGUGGGCCGGGCCGAGUAAACGGGCCGAAACCCAAAGCCCUGGACGGCGAUGGUGUCAGGCACCUUCAAAUACCCGCCUUCGCGUUGGCGCCCGGCGUAACCGCCUCAACCAACAGCCAACAGAGCUCGCCGGAGCCCCAAGAAACCCCACCUCUCUCCACCGCGUAGCAGCGCCCACCGCCUCUGCUCUCCAGCGCCGGCGAGCGAUGGACAGGUUCCACGACAGGCAGCACGUGCGGCUGCGGAGCCGCGUGCACGGCACCUACCUCCACGCCAACGACGACGGGCGGAGCGUCUCCCUCCGCAGUCGCCGCGCGACGCUGGAGACGGCGUGGACGGUGCACAUCUACCGAGGCAACGACGGCACGUACCUGCUCCUCCACAGCGCCGCCUACGGCCGCUACCUCGCCGCCACGGCCACGCGGGCGCCGCUCGCGCUCGGCCACCUCGGCUUCCGCGCCGAGCUGCGCGACUACGACCAGCCGGAGGUGGGGGCCAUCAUGUGGCGGGCCGUGGAGGCGGGUUCCGGCGGGGACGUCAUGCUACGCAACGCCGGCGGCCGCUACCUCCGCGCCAACGGCAGGCACCUCCCCUGGAACACCCGCGUCAGCGUCGACGACGCCAACAACACCAGCACCAUGAUGUGCUGGACCCUCCAGACCGUCCCCUCCAGAAUGGAUGUGCCUAUCCCUCAUUAUCCUGUUCGCCCCCCCGGCGACUGGUUCGGGCUCAGGCCGGGGGUGUGGCGGACAAUCCGGUUCGUGCGGGCGAACGGAGAGGGGUUCUACGCCGAGGAGGAAGGCUGGGAUGCCUUCCCUUUCAGGGGGAGGUCCGUGCACCAUUUGAGGGACGAGCUGUCCACCCGCGUCAACCUGCACAUCUUCGACCUCGUCGCAUGCGUUCGAGCGGGCCGCUACGGGAGGCCGACGCCGCUCGUCGCCAACCUGCCCCAUGGCGGCGCCGGGGAAACCCUCGAGAUCGUCGUCGUCCAGUGCGGGACUCCUGUCUAUGGUAGGCUGCGAUACCCGGAUGUCCACGCAGAGUAGAGAAAGGUCGGAACAGGAGUCGUGAGAGUUCACCUCCUCAGAAUUUUGGCUCGGCACAAUGACAGCAGAGCUAGAUGCCUACUUUUACAUAUAGAUAGAAAUAGGUCGAGAAAACUUAUGAGCUCUUGUGUUUCUACUGCUAACUAAAACUUGCUCCGUUUUGUCGACGAGACAGGGGGGAACCUGUCUGUUAUGGCCUCACGGUUCUAUGAUUCAGAACUUCUGAAAUCGUUGCCUCCAGCCAUGGAGUAUCGUUCUUCUGGCAUUCAUCUCUGUGGUGCUUCCCGAAUGAAGCAUUUACCUGUAGGGGUUCUUGCGAUGGGUUGAUGAUCUUUCAUUUCUUUUUUGGAUGAUGAUGCACCAAGUAUAAAUGAAAAGGCAGUGGUUCUUGCCAGUAAUGAGUUGA
This is a messenger RNA of Triticum aestivum (bread wheat), 1571 nucleotides long. RefSeq lists its product as uncharacterized. Bases 326 to 1165 code for a protein of 279 amino acids. NCBI's taxonomy places the organism in Eukaryota, Viridiplantae, Streptophyta, Magnoliopsida, Poales, Poaceae. The record is from RefSeq and is a predicted model, not a curated record. The transcript has 3 exons.